AUGCCAAGCCUCAAGGCAGUCACAGUUUGUCUUUGGAUGAAAUCUUCAGAUAAGAGAAAUAAAGGAACACCAUUGAGCUACGCAGCCUCAGGAUCAAAGUUCGGCAAUGAACUGUUUCUCCACGAUUAUAGAAACUUUUAUUUCGCGAUCGGAAGUAGCUACAGGUACGACUGUCUUAAUAAAAGCUAGGUUGUAGUCAACAAACAGGCUCAGUAUAAAACUGAUUAUUACGUACUACGGUGGUCCGUAAGUGCCAUUCUAAGCAAGUAAAAAAGAAGUGCAUUAAAAUAAAGAUUUUUGUUUUGGAUCCAAAGUUUUUAUCCAGCCAACAUGAAUUUCAUUAUUUGUCAUAGCUCUUUUUCCCAAAGUUAUUACUCUGGAUCCAAAGUUAUAACUCCUGAUGAUCGGAUCCAAAGUUACUAUUCCGGAUCCAAAGUUAUUUCUCCGUAUCCAAAGUUAUAAGUUUAACUCCGGAUCCAAAGUUACUAUUCCGGAUCCAAAGUUAUAACUCCGGAUCCAAAGUUAUUAUUCCGGAUCCAAAGUUAUAACUCCGGAUCCAAAGUUUUUAUUCCGGAUCCAAAGUUAUAAAUCCGGAUCCAAAGUUAUAACUCCGGAUCCAAAGUUUUUACUCUGAAUCCAAAGUUAUUACUCCGGAUCCAAAGUUUUUACUCCAGAUCCAAAGUUUUUACUUUGGAUCUAGAGUUAUUACUCCGGAUCCAAAGUUACUAUCCCGGAUCCAAAGUUAUAACUCCGGAUCCAAAGUUACUAUUCCUGAUCCAAAGUUAUUACUCUGUAUCCAAAGUUAUAACUCCGGAUCCACAUUUUUUGCUCUGAAUCCAAAGUUAUUACUCCGGAUCCAAAGUUACUAUCCCGGAUCCAAAGUUAUAACUCCGGAUCCAAAGUUACUAUUCCGGAUCCAAAGUUAUUACUCUGUAUCCAAAGUUAUAACUCCGGAUCCACAUUUUUUGCUCUGAAUCCAAAGUUAUUACUCCGGAUCCAAAGUUUUAACUCUGGAUCCAAACUUAUUACUCUGAUCCAAAGUUUUUACUCUGAAUCCAAAGUUAUUACUCCGGAUCCAAAGUUUUAACUCCAGAUUCAAAGUUUUUACUCUGGAUCCAAAGUUAUUACUCUGGAUCCAAAGCUACUACUCCGACCGGAAACAAAUUAAGAUUCAAUCCAAUUUAAUUUUCCGAUACUGGAGUAUGGAUAAGUGACAUCCAGUUCACCAUUCAACAUGGCAGCGGGUGUUGUCGUCGUUUCCGUGUUCUUCAAGAUUCAUUUAAUUCUCAGUGUCUCAGUAUUCUAACAAUUCAAGUUAAUUAGCAUUCACGCGUCGAAAUCGGGCUCGCCUCUUUUCACUUCUACAUUUCGAGGAUUAAUAGUGUGAUUCGCCGAAAAAGGAAAACCGAAAUAUGCUGAUGAGAAAUUCGCUCAAAGGAUGAAAAAACUCUUAGAAAAAACUACUUACACUAGCGUGAAUUAUCUCUGGGUCUUCGUUUGUAAGUCUGAAUUCUUCUGUUCAUGUCCACUGCUAGCUCAAACUGAAUUUUUAAAACCUAGCGCUCGAAUGAAAUACCCUAAGGGAAUUUAAGGGACCCGUUGCUAUCGGCAACGGAUUCAAUUUAUAACAGCGGGGGUGGGUAGAAAACGAAGACCUAAGAACUAAGACCCAAAAACGAAGACCCCCCUCAAAAUCACUUAAAAAUAAGUAAAAUGGCUCCAAAGGCUCCAAAUGGCUCCAAAGGAUUGGAGCGAGUUACCUAAUGAGUUACGGGUUGAUGGCCUAACAAUAGGAUCUUUUAAAAGAAAGACAUUUAAGUAUUUGCGAGAACAAGACAAAACACAGCAAAAAUGUAGAUUGUACAUUAAUUCAUUUUCGCUUUUCUUAUUGUAAAUAUUAGUCUUUCGCUUUUUUACUAAGUACUAUUGUUUCUUUUUUUCAUUUAUUACUGCACAUAGGUUUACACCAGCUGUUUUUUUAUAUUCAGCUGAUCUAUUUUUUGCAAUAUAAGUAAAGUGUCACAAUAAUGAUCUUAACUCAGAUCUAUUAAAGAAAAAAUAACUGUCCUGCGGACAACUUUUAUCCUUCUGGGGCCCAGUUGUUCAAUAGGUGGAUAGCGCUAUCCAACGUGUAAAUCACUACUCACUGGAUAGAGCAAUUGGUUUCCCUAAUACUUAUCAAUUGAAUAGAGAUUCAUCCGAUGGAUAGCCCUACCCAACUUUUGAACAUCUGGGGCCUGCUCUUUUACUAGUAUUGUAAAUAAAGUACUGAACGAAAAAGCAGGUCACAUACUUUCAAGGGUUGAUGUCAAGUUAUAAGUUACUUGAGAUUUAUCGUCUUAUACAAGCAUACAACAUACCUUAGAAUUUAAACUUUCAAACUGUAUACGAAAAUCCUGAGAAAACAAUUACACGAACUCGACCUAGAAACAAUAGGAAUUUUCUAGGCAACUCGGCCCACCCCACUGCAAUGUGGCAAUUUGCCAGUCCCUGGCCAGUUACAGGGCGGUGCGGCAGUAACUGCAUUCUUUCACCAUGUCUGUGAUUGUAUUUAUUAGAGCAGCAUUUGUAUCUUAAGAUUUGAACGACAGUUCAAAAUAUUCGCAGAUGUUUUCACAUUGAAUUUUGAGAUUACUUCUUGGUUGGUCUGCUCGCAGAUAUCAUGGCCGUCGUACCUGAUGGGUUGUAUUACGCCGAUCUUGUUGAAAAUAUCUUCGACCUCCUUGCGUCUCUACGUUCAUCAAUAAGAAACGCAAUUUCUUCUUGCCAGAGCACUGAGAGUAAAUCUCCUUCGUCACAAAUUUCAACAUUCUCGGCUUUGGUCAGCCCUUUUUUCCUGCUGAUUGCAGACAGUCUGGAAAAGAAUGAUUGAACUUGUUCCUCGGUAAGCCAUUCGUCUCUGGAACGUUCUUGAACUACCUGUGUUUCUGGUCGUUCUCAUGUUCGUUGCGACCUCAGAAAGGUCUGGUUUCCCGCCUGUUUGUGUAUCAACAUCAAAUCGUGCGGUGAGGUAAGACUUGACUUUCUCGCUAAACCUUGUCCCGCCUCCCCUUAACUUCUGCAGCCGCCCAUCCGCUAGCCUCGAAUUUGCAGACACCACUAGGAGAUUUUGGAAGUUUCUCGGUUGGCGGCAAUUUUUACCGUCUGACCCCGACACUGUAACUUUUCACCGGCACCAGUCUGUUUUCCCUUAUGGUCUGGAUAUCGGCAUUCUGUGCGGCCAGUUGGAUUACCCCAGUCCUUCCCUAGGGUCGCACGAUGUAUCGGACAUACAAACAUUUUUUCACCUUGUUGGGCAUUUUUACCAAAAUACCCAGCCCGCUGCAAAGUAAGUUCGCUCUCUGUAAUAUUUUCUUUCGUUAAGUGACAUCGCCUCGAAUGAGCCGUAAUAACGCUCACCUGUUACAUUGACUAAGAGGCACCAACUUGCUUGCUCCAAAUCCCCUUUCAUUUCGUGACAACAAUCCUAAUUAGCAUAUGACCAUGCAGAAAACCCAAAAGGAAAUUGAGCUGAAUUCAGCCUUUAUUAAAGAGCCUUUUAGUUGCUGAGACUCCAAACUCAAAAAGGGCUUCGUUUGAGCAGAAGUGAAUUGCAUUCUUUACGAUUUUGAAAAUUACUGAAGUCGACAACCCGCUGUAAAGGAGCUUUUAAAUUUGUAUAAUAUACGAGUAGAUGAAGAAUUCCUACAUGUAUUUUAUGACAUUUUAUGCCGGUUUACAGGCCUAAGAUGGCUUAUAAAACAACAAAUGUGCGUUAUUUUGACGAAACAUACCAAGAUUCUGCCCCGUGGGAAAAAUAUCAGCCUUAUCAUAUGAGUUUAAGUGUGGGCGCCAAACGUGCAAUUUAAGGUAAAUAUUGACAAAAGGAGCUCUCAAAAACGCUUGUUCGCGUCCGACGCAGAAUGUUGCCCGUACCUUUGACUUUAUUUUCUAACAGAAUAAGGUAAGGUCUUUGCUGUGAAGUGCAUUUUGCCUGUGAUUUUUGUACCGCUUUGGAGAUUUCAGCGUUUACUUUGGAGGAAUUUGUCAAGGGAGCAAAAACACCGCAAAGUGGCUCGUCUUUGAUCUUAUCAAUUUAAUUUUCUUUUGCGUCAAAUUAUCCAAGAUUCCGUCAUAGGACAAGUCAAAUGCAGCUAAAUCCAUUGUACUAUGUAGAAUUUCGCGAUAUUUAUCCGUUACGAAGAAGCGCGGCUUUUAAAAUUGCUGAAUUCUGGCCAUUGAAUAAAGUUGAAAAAGCGCUCUCAGACAGGAAAGAAGUUUUGUGCUGUAACGAAGCACAGAAAAAGAUUUUGAAAAAAAUUAGCUCGAUUUUAAUCAUUCCUCAUUAAGUCCUUUUCACCCACAAAAAAUAAAGGGAACGUUUACCGGCGAUCCCAAACUCGCCGGACCGCUCUUAGGUGGACAGCCACUUAAAUGUCUUUCUUUUAAAAGAUCCUAUUGUUAGGCCAUCAACCCGUAACUCAUUAGGUAACUCGCUCCAAUCCUUUGCUCCUGUAAAUUUAAAGGUAGACUGGCCAAUAGUGGAUUUUACUUAUUUAUAAGUGAUUUUGAGGGGGGUCUUCGUUUUUGGGUCUUAGGUCUUAGGUCUUCGUUUUCUACCCACCCCCGCUGUUAUAAAUUGAAUCCGUUGCCGAUAGCAACGGGUCCCUUAAAUUCCCUUAGGGUAUUUCAUUCGAGCGCUAGGUUUUAAAAAUUCAGUUUGAGCUAGCAGUGGACAUGAACAGAAGAAUUCAGACUUACAAACGAAGACCCAGAGAUAAUUCACGCUAGUGUAAGUAGUUUUUUCUAAGAGUUUUUUCAUCCUUUGAGCGAAUUUCUCAUCAGCAUAUUUCGGUUUUCCUUUUUCAGCGAAUCACACUAUUAAUCCUCGAAAUGUAGAAGUGAAAAGAGGCGAGCCCGAUUUCGACGCGUGAAUGCUAAUUAACUUGAAUUGUUAGAAUACUGAGACACUGAGAAUUAAAUGAAUCUUGAAGAACACGGAAACGACGACAACACCCGCUGCCAUGUUGAAUGGUGAACUGGAUGUCACUUGUCCAUACUCCAGUAUCGGAAAAUUAAAUAGGAUUGAAUCUUAAUUUGUUUCCGGUCGGAGUAGUAACUUUGGAUCCAGAGUAAUAACUUUGGAUCCAGAGUAAAAACUUUGGAUCAGAGUAAUAACUUUGGAUCCAGAGUAAAAACUUAAAUUGGAUCUGGAGUUAAAACUUUGGAUCCGGAGUAAUAACUUUGGAUUCAGAGCAAAAAAUUUGGAUCCGGAGUUAUAACUUUGGAUACAGAGUAAUAACUUUGGAUCCGGAAUAGUAACUUUGGAUCCCGAGUUAUAACUUUGGAUCCGGGAUAGUAACUUUGGAUCCGGAGUAAUAACUUUGGAUCCGGGAUAGUAACUUUGGAUCCGGAGUAAUAACUCUAGAUCCAAAGUAAAAACUUUGGAUCUGGAGUAAAAACUUUGGAUCCGGAGUUAUAACUUUGGAUUCAGAGUAAAAACUUUGGAUCCGGAGUUAUAACUUUGGAUACGGAGUUAUAACUUUGGAUCAGGAAUAAUAACUUUGGAUCCGGAGUUAUAACUUUGGAUCCGGAAUAGUAACUUUGGAUCCGGAGUUAACCUUAUAACUUUGGAUACGGAGAAAUAACUUUGGAUCCGGAAUAGUAACUUUGGAUCCGGAGUUAUAACUUUGGAUCCAGAGUAAAAACUUUGGAUCUGGAGUAAAAACUUUGGAUCCAGAGUAAUAACUUUGGGGAAAAGAGCUAUGACGAAUAAUGAAAUUCAUGUUGGCUUGAUAAAAACUUUGGAUCCAAAACAAAAAUCUUUAUUUUAAUGCACUUUUUUUUUUUUACUUUGCUUAGAAUGGCACUUACGGACCACAUUAUAGCUUAUUGUGGACCUUUGACGUAAAUUUUAGCAAGCUCCAGUUGUUUAAAUUCUCUGCUAAAUAAAAAUGCCAAGGGCAGAAAAUAAGUCAAGGAAACCAAUUUUGCUCUCCAUCUUUAAUAAAAAAAAAUGUAGAAAGAGACGAGAAUAAUGAAAUUCAUUUCAAUGAUUUAAUAUUUCAUUAGACCAACAGCUGUGUCAGCAAACGAUGGCCAAUGGCACCACAUCUGCUUAACAUGGGAGAACAGCGCUGGAUCAUGGAAGAUGUAUAAAGAUGGCAAAGUGGCAGCUUCUGGAGAAGGUUUUAAGACAGGUAUUUUUUUCCUCCUGCGACUAACGGUGAAUUUCACGGAGAAGUUUGAAUACUUUGAAUCACACCAACUCUCUAAAGCCAGGGUAAACGUACAUGUAAAAUAACUUGAAAACUUAACAGUAUGAUGACAAAAGCGCCUCAUGACAUGGAUGGCGUUUGAAAUUUGUUUGUUUUCGCUCAAGAAAAAAAGAAUAGAGCCAAUGAAUUACGGAGCACACAAAAACCGUGGGAUCAAUUAAGGUUUCUGGGCAAAUGACCACCUACCCCUCCCCUAAGUCACAAUUAACACUUACUUCUCACUAAGGGCAAAAUCAUGACUUAGGGGAGGGGUAGGUGGUCAGUUACACAGAAACAACUGAACGCGUUAAUGAAUUUGCUUUCUAUAUAGCUAAUUCUUAAAUUUCCAGGUUAUGUGCUUCGUGGUGGUGGGGUGCUUAUACUUGGUCAAGAACAAGAUUCACUGGGAGGAUCCUUUGAAAUCAACCAGUGCUUCAUUGGUGAAUUGACGGGUGUCAACAUCUGGAAUCACGUGAUCCACGAGCAAGAGAUCAACCACAUGACUAAGUCCUGUCUAAGAGGGGUGGGGAACGUAUUCCAGUGGAGUGACUUCAAGUCUCACGUGGAAGGCUCAGUGCGUUCGAUUAAACCGUCAUGUUAG
Porites lobata is the source of this 6837-nucleotide messenger RNA. The record is from the annotation of a GenBank genome assembly. Lineage: Eukaryota; Metazoa; Cnidaria; Anthozoa; Scleractinia; Poritidae.